Molecule: messenger RNA, 2066 nt
Organism: Melopsittacus undulatus (budgerigar)
Lineage: Eukaryota; Metazoa; Chordata; Aves; Psittaciformes; Psittaculidae
Gene: CREG1
Product: cellular repressor of E1A stimulated genes 1
Exons: 5
Coding region: 25-627 (200 amino acids)
Source: RefSeq, a predicted model, not a curated record
UUGUCCCCGGCGAGCUCUCACCCAAUGGGUGAAGGUCGGCGGGAAAGGUUUCAGCCCCUCGGCGCCGUGGCGGUGCUGCUCUUGUUGCUGACGGCCGACGGGGCCAUCCCGCCGCCGGAGGAUGCGGCACGCAUGGCGCGCUUCGUGCUGCACACCUGCGACUGGGGCGCGCUGGCCACGCUUUCCGCGCAGGAGGGGCUGCAUGGCUACCCCUUCGCCAACAUCUUCUCCCUCAGCGACGGGCCCCCCGGGCCAUUCAGCGGCAGCGGCGUCCCCUACUUCUACUUGACCGACAUGGAGAUCUCCGUGCAGGACCUGGAGAUCAAUUCAAAUGCCUCCUUGACUGUGUCUUUGGCACAGACUCCUUACUGCAAGAAGCACAGAUAUGAUCCCCAGAAUCCUCUCUGUGCACACAUCAUCUUCAGUGGUAGUGUUGUAAAGGUGAAUGAUUCAGAAACAGGCUUAGCAAAAAAAGCAUUAUUCAGUCGCCACCCUGAGAUGGAAAGUUGGCCUAAGGAUCACAAUUGGUUCUUUGCCAAAUUCAACAUCACCUGUAUUUGGGUCCUGGACUACUUUGGUGGAUUGAAAAUUGUGACGCCAGAAGAAUAUUACAGUGUCAAGCCUUAGUGGAAGAAGAUCCUUGCUGAUACUGAUACACAGAUGAAUUACUAGAGUUUCAUGAAAGAUUUAUUUUUUUAAUAUGUGUUGUAGAGCUGAAUUAAUAAUGAAAAAAAAACACUUUGCAUUGUUAAUGAGCUUGUAUAAUCCUUCUGAAGUGAUGAGAAUUCUCACUAACUAGCACAGCUUGAACCAUGUCAUACUCAGAAACCUUUGUGUGUAAGUCAUAACUAAAUCUUAUUCACUAGACAUGCUUCUGGAAAGAUAGUCUGACAGUCUGCUUUCAGAAAUUCUUUGUUUACUGGAAAAUAAAGGAUUAGUCUAGUUCUAAAUCUUUCAGUGCCUUAGUUAAUGAAUAGUGGUUUGUGAGCAUUUCCAAUUUUUUUUGUUUUUUUUUAACACCAAUUUAGUUUAGAUCUUUAUGGCAAAGUACUACAGGAUGACUCAGCUGACUGUGGAAUGGAAAGCAUUGCUUGUAUUACAAUGGCAAAUGAUAUGCUGAGUUUCCAAUUUCUGUUAAUAAUUUUCUUUGCACACUAAUACAUUACUUGUGUGGUAAUACCUAAAGUAUCUGUCUUUAGUAGAAAAAGUGUAAUGGCUUGGAAGUUCAAUAAGAAUGUUGUAAGGGGUAAAUGUUUUCUGAUUAUAAUUCUGAAAUCUUCAGCUUUGUUAGUCUGAUCAAAUAGCAAUGUAUCAGCUUUUAUUACCCUUAGUAGUAGAAAUGAGCAGAUUCUUGGCUUUGAAGCCUUCCACAGCAGUUUUUGGUUAGUAACCCAAAAGUGAGAACUAAGCAAUACAUAUGAUAGAGAUGAUUCAUGACUUGUAGAGAAUGAAAAUGAAAGGUGUGCAUAAUUAAUUCUGUGUUAAAAUAAGCCACACACAACCACAAAAAGAAAUUAACAUCUUUUUACCUCCUCUCUCAUCUACCACAUGCUAGGUUCACAAAUACCCAAAAGUGAUUAUGAAAACUAAGUUGAUUUUACAAUGAGCAAACAUUACCUAGUUGUCAGAGUAAAGAAUGUGAGAACUUAGACUCCUUAGAGGCAGAUUAAUAUAUAGAGCAGUGGAAUUCAUCAUAUCAAAUCAGGUUAAUGUUGUUAUUGUAUUGCUACUUGCUGGAAUUAUUUGUGAAAAUAUUUUUGGUAUGUUUUCCUUCUCUGCAAGGAGAAAAAAGGUACUUGUUACUGUAUGAAACCCAUUCUGUCCUGCUGUUUGAAACUUACCGUAUGGAAACAAUUUACGUUGACUAGAUAACUGUCAUUAAAUGCAAAAUUGGAAAACAGUUUUCUAUAAAGCAUAACAAUUGUGGAAAUCCAAAUGAUCUGCUAGUAUGAGUUUCAGUUCUUAUCAUGGGGCCGCUUGAAUGCAUUACAUGUCACUCUGUAACUUUUGAUGUGUGAUAUUGAUGAUGUUGUGCUUUUAUUAAAAUUGUGGAUUUUUCUUUUUGA